AUGUUCUCCAACUUGUCCAACAUUGUUCAGAAGGCUCAGCAGCUCAUCGAUCCGACCCAGGGACUCAACCUCUCAAGCUCCGACAAGAACCCUUCCAAGGCCUCUCUGUUCCGGAAUCAGUUUCGCCUCCCGUCGUCCCAGAACCCGCUGUACGAGAUCAACGCCGAGCUUACCAUCCCUCCAUCAAACGCUACCCAGGGCGACAAGGACCACGAUCGAGGAUGGCAUUACGCGGGAAAGCUGCACAUCUCCGAGGCCUACAUGUGCUUCUCGACCACUCCAUCAAGCUUUGCUCAGAGUGCCAGCACAUCGACCUCGCUAGCUUUCACCGGCCAGACGCAUGGUGCAGGGCCGAGCGGGAACGGCUUCACAUUCCCAUUGUGCGCGAUUAGGCGGGUCGAGCGGUUAAACAGCCAAAAUUUCCAGUUCGCGCUCGCUAUCACGAGUUGGAACGGACUGCUGGCCGACAACCCCAAAGAAAAAGACGGAACCAAAGACGCCAAGGGCGUCAGAGAACAAAGAGUCACCAUCCACUUGGCCGGUUCUCGUUUGGCUUGCGAGCGGUUCUGCGAUGGGCUCAAAAGAGGGCUUCGAGCUGGUGUUGGCAACGUCGGCAAGCUCCGCAAGGUUGUCGCUGAAUGCUACUCCGAGCAUCUGCUCAGACCCGAGGACAAAAAGGCCGCCAAUCCUCCGGAUGCUGGUCUCGGCAUGAUUUUCCGCUAUCCCGGAGACCCCAAAAAAUUACGGGACCGAGCCAAGAUGCGACUUUGGGCAGAGUACUUGCGCGACAACGGCCGGAACGCGACUCUCAUCCGCCAACCAACUUUCCACAAGCUGAUUCGGGUCGGCCUGCCAAACCGGUUGCGAGGGGAGAUAUGGGAGCUCACAUCUGGCUCGCUCUACUCGCGCUUGGAAAACCCCACGCUUUACGCCGACACUUUGACAAGGUUCCAGGGGCAGGAGUCGCUCGCCAUUGACGAGAUCGAGAAGGACUUGAAUCGAAGCUUGCCAGAGUACCCCGGUUUCCAAAGCGAGGAGGGUAUUGGCAGACUUCGCCGAGUUCUGACAGCCUACAGCUGGGUAAACCCCGACGUCGGAUACUGCCAAGCCAUGAACAUCGUCGUGGCGGCGCUUCUCAUAUACAUGUCGGAGGCCCAGGCCUUCUUCCUACUCUCAUCCCUGUGCGAUCGCUUGGUUCCGGGCUAUUAUUCCACAACCAUGUACGGCACAUUGCUGGAUCAAAAAGUGUUUGAAUCCCUCGUGGAAAGAACCAUGCCCAUCUUGUGGGAGCAUCUGGUCAGGAGCGACGUUCAGCUAUCGGUCGUGUCGCUGCCCUGGUUCCUGUCCCUGUACGUCAACUCGAUGCCCCUCAUUUUUGCUUUUCGCGUGCUGGAUGUCUUCUUUGUCGAAGGCCCCAAGGUGCUGUUCCAAGUCGGGCUCGCGAUUCUGCGCAUCAAUGGCGAGGAGCUGCUGGACGCCGCCGACGACGGGGCAUUCAUCUCGGUUCUCAAAUCCUACUUUGCCAGGCUGGACGAGUCGGCGCACCCCAAGUCCGAGAACCCCAAGCUGCGGGCGGUCACCAGGUUUCAGGAACUCAUGGUGGUCGCCUUCAAGGAGUUUUCCGGCAUCACUCACGGCAGCAUCACCGAGUUGCGGCUGAAAAAGAAGGACGCAGUUUUGAACAAUAUCGAAAACUUUGCCAAGCGAACGGCGAUUCGAAACCUCGGCCCGGACAGCAAGUUGCUCGGAAACGAGGAGCUGGGAGCCUUGUACGACCGAUUCUACAGUGUCCUGUACGAGAGGCAGCAACGCGAUGUCAUGAUUCAGGAGGAGAGCAAGCGACGCGCCAAAACGAGCAGGAUGCGGGCAUCCGAAAUCUUUGCCUCGGCGCCGAACCAGGUGGAAAAGGGCCGGGUCGGGCUUGGACCCAGCACAAGCCUGAUGGACUACGACGCUUUCCGGGAAUUCCUCGCCUGCAUCUGCAGGUGGGCCAUUUCCGACUCUCCGCAGUCGAGCAGCUUCCUCGGGUCAGGGGAGGACAGGUUCGCGAAAUUCAACAGCGCCCGAAAAGCUGCGGAUGCCAUGUCGCCAUGGGGUUCUGGACCAGAGCCGGCGGAGCAUGAAUUCCUGCGACGGCUGUACAAGAAGUGGGACGUGGAUGGGAACGCAGCUCUGACGCUGCAGAACGUGGUCUCGGGCUUGGCUGGCAUCAAGGGUAAAAGAGAUAUUAUGAGCACCAUUACCUACUUUUUUGAGCUUUACGAUGACGACGGGGACGGCAGGGUCGACCGGGAGGGAAUCUUGCGGAUCUCGGAAGCCUUGCUCUUCCUCUCGCGACGCGGUUUGGAAGGAGCACUCAGCCCGAAUGCUGGCGGCGGCCUCGCCCCCAACGGCGGCGGCGGCGGCGGCGACUCGGGCAGUCUUGACGAGUCUCAGGCCACCUUGGCGACAAGCGUGCCGGUAAAUGAGAGAUUUCUCGGCAGCGUGAGUGCCUUUAUCCGUCGAUGUUUCGAGUACGCCGAGGCCGACCAACCCCAAGACGAGCAAGCCGAGGAAUGUUCUGCGUCACAGGCGUUCGCCAUUGGCGAGGACGAGGACGAGGGCGAGGACGAGGGCGACAACGGCGACGACUUGCUCAGGUUCGAGUCACCGUCGGCAUCUCCCUCAAAGUUGAAGGGUGCCGAGAGUCUGGCGCCAGACGCUCCGAUAGCCACCGCGCAAGCUGGUCGUACCAGCGCCGAGUCGCGACGGAGGGUGUCCAAAGCCAAGUCGGAAGCAGCCAACGCGGCACUCAACCCUGCGCAACCGCUGCACAUGACGCUGCCCACGUUCAGGAUGGUUGUACUCGCAGACGAGCUGCUCGAGCAGUUUUUCGAAUCUUCCUUCCCCUGCUCGUUCCAGGUCAUCGGAGGACUCCAGAGCCCCGCUUCGAUGCCACUGGCGUCGUCAUUGACGACGUUUGCGAGCCUCGGAUUCAGCUCUCGGCAGCCCACGCCGGCGCAGGCAGGCCCUCCUGGCGCAGGCAGAGGGUUGCGCGGGGUGCUGGACAACAUCGUCACGGACGGCAUGCGCGUUGCCACCGAGGUCCGACGGCGCAUGGAGGAGGCGCAAAAGGAGCUGGAGAAGAACGCAUUGCCUGGGCAUCGGCAGGAGGACGAGGAAGAAGACGACGACGACGUGGGCACUGGCUCUGGAGGAGCCGGAAAAGGUCACGAGGCACACGGUGGAGACAAUCGCUCCGUCAAGAGCUCCGACCGAGACCUGCUAGAUGGACUGGACGCAGGGGCAGGAGCGUCAAAGGAACAUGAGCAAAGCCUCGUCGACGUUGACGCAGAGGGAGGGCAGCGAAGGGCGGGAACCAUUGCCGUAUCGGGCACGGGAGUUGUCGAGUUUGAAGGCUAA
Molecule: messenger RNA, 3402 nt
Organism: Ustilaginoidea virens
Lineage: Eukaryota; Fungi; Ascomycota; Sordariomycetes; Hypocreales; Clavicipitaceae
Exons: 2
Coding region: 1-3402 (1133 amino acids)
Source: RefSeq, a predicted model, not a curated record